Messenger RNA from Henningerozyma blattae CBS 6284, 1842 nucleotides. Its product is annotated as C2H2-type zinc finger protein. Gene Ontology annotation, molecular function: RNA polymerase II cis-regulatory region sequence-specific DNA binding; DNA-binding transcription factor activity, RNA polymerase II-specific. The record is from RefSeq and is a predicted model, not a curated record. Bases 1 to 1842 code for a protein of 613 amino acids. Gene Ontology annotation, biological process: regulation of transcription by RNA polymerase II. The transcript has a single exon. Lineage: Eukaryota; Fungi; Ascomycota; Saccharomycetes; Saccharomycetales; Saccharomycetaceae. Gene Ontology annotation, cellular component: nucleus.
AUGUUGGAUCCUACAUUAUCAAAUCCGAACAGUAAAGAUAAUCCAAUAGCAAUUUCUCCGAACAGUAAUACAACUACUACAAAUACAUCUGCGGCAUCAAGAAUUGAAAAUAACACUAAAAUCCUCAAUAUCAAGAAUAACUCCAACAGUCUCAAUUCAACCCUUAGUUUGAUGAAUUCAAAUGGUACAAAUUCCGGCACAGAUAAUACUUCCCCGUUAUUGGCUCACAUGAAUACAAGUUUAAAUCACAGCAGUAAUAGUAUUAAUAAUAGUAAUAACAAAUCCACCACCAGAGCAACUACUACUACUACUACCACUACUACUACUACAAUUUUUAAUAAUAAUAAUACAGCAACGUCGUUAUCUGUAUCAAAUGGUCCUAUCAGUUUGCCCCCAAUAUCUUCCUUUGAUAACUUAAUAAAAGCAGCUGAAAAGCAUUACAUUAAUAAAAAUCCGAAUUCAAGUGAUCAAACUUCAAACGAGAAAAAUUCAAAUAGCGGCAAUGAUGUAAACAAUGAUCAAGCUAAUGGUAACAAAAAUUCAAAUAGUUCUGUCUCUUCAGUUGUUGAUCGAGAUUUAGAAUCUAUUUUACAACAGAAUAAUGUUCCUGUUACUUCCAGAGAAUUACCAGCCCCUCAUCAAAUGUUAUUGCAACAACAACAACAAUUGCAUGUGCAGCAUCAACGCCAAUUGCAAGUUCAACAGUUAAGACUUAACCAAAAUCAUACGCCAAUAAAUACUACAACAAAUUCACUUAAUACUUCAGCAACCACUUCAACAUCUACUUCACCUACUACUAAUAAUGUAGAAACUCCAGUAGCAACCACUACAACAGUAACUAUAACUCCUGGAAAAGUUUCCAAACCUAGAAAGAAGCGACAAUGUCCAAUCUGUAAAGGGUUUUUUGCAAACUUAACUACACAUAAAGCUACACAUUUAACUGCAGAUGAACGACCACAUAGAUGUUCGAUUUGUAAUAGAGGAUUUGCAAGAAAUAAUGAUUUGAUUAGGCAUAAAAAACGACAUUGGAAAGAUGAAAUUAAAAAUAAUUCAAAGAAAGCUAAAUCCUCAAAUUCUUCAAAAACUUCGAAUUCUAAUAUCUUGUCAACUUCUAACCUCCGUGUAAAUAGUGGUGGAAGUAAUACAAGUACUUCUACUGUUACUCCAACUCCAACUCCAACCCCUUCUACUUUAGAAUCCCUACAAAAUACAAUAUCACAAAAUGUACCAAUAAUAAACCCUGAUAACAAUAAUGAUAUCAAUAAUACUAUCACCUCUAAUAAUAAAUCUAAUAUUAAUCUUAAUACUAAUCCUAAUAAUGAAUUCAACAACAAUGUUAAUUUAACUCCAAAUACAAACACAAACACACCUUUGCAUCAUAAUGAAAUUAAUCAAUCUCAGUUCCUUGACACUAAUAAUAUACUUAAUUCUAAUAUAAAUAAUUAUACUUCCAAUAGCAUAAGUUCUAAAAAUGUCAAUAUUACUGGCAAUAACGUUAAUGCCAAUACUUCUGAUCAGUUAAAGUCAUUGCAUAAUAUUAAAGGUACAUACAAAUGUCCUUAUAAUUCAACUUUAGUUAAACUGGACAUGGAAAUGUAUCCAUUUAAAGCAAAAUCGUUAAAUUUUCAAACUUUAAACUGCCAUCAGACUGGUGUUUUUUCUAGAUGUGAUACUUUUAAAAAUCACUUAAAAGCUUUGCAUUUUGAAUAUCCACAAGGUACCAAAAGAAAAGAUCGACUCUUUUCUUCUGGUAAAUGUAAGCAUUGUGGCCAAAACUUCCCUAACGUUGAUGUUUGGUUGAAUUACCAUGUUGGAAAAAAUUGUGGUUAUACUUAUCAUUAA